AUGAUGAGCCACCAUCAUCUGUUGCAUACCAAACACAGUGGCAAUGGUGAUCAUGAUCAUGAUACUGAUAGUGGCAGCACCAACAACAACAGUGAUACCCACAUAGGUCUGACACAAACAUCCAGUAUCACUCCACAUAGGAAUCGACCACAGCCUGGUCUGCAUGCCCUGCGAGUCCGUGACCACACGACAUCCAUGUCUCAGCAAACACCACAUGCACAACCGUUGGAUUACUUUACAAACCACCAUUUUUCAAGAUCCUUCAAUAGUUUGAUUUUGGAUGAUAAUACUACAACUAUUGACAAAUUAUCUUCAAAAAAGACCAUAAACAAAUCACCACCAUUUAAUGUAAAGACAGAUUACUUGAACGAUAGCAUAGACACCUUUCUUGAUGAAGAAGAAAUAGCCAACGAUACUGAUAUUGACGAGUACGAGGACGAUUUUUUAAGUGAAGGUGAAGAUGAGUUUAAUGUGGAAAACAAAGGGGUAUACUUGAAUACCACCCCCAACAAGACUUCCAACGACUACCGUCAAUCAAGCUCAUUUGCAACCCUGAGUCAACAGUUUGUUAGGCCGUCCUUGGGACCUGACUCUUCUAAUUCAACCAUACGAAACUCUCAAAGUUCAAUCAAACGAUCUUCAAAAUAUAUCAACCUUUCAAUUGAUUCUAGUCUACGAACAUUAGAUGGGGGUAAAAUGCCUGAUGAGAUUGAUAAAAUUAGCUUGAAUGAAAUUGAUGUCAAAGUUAACGAUUAUUCUUCACCUGCAUCAUCACGCAGAACUGAUAACUUGUUACUACCAUCCACAAGUAAUCAAUUCAAACGGCCUCAUAAAUUAAUUAGUCAGUCUCCAUCUCCAUCAUCAACAAAGGUAAAAACAACAUUAUCAUCCUCAUCACCACAAUCGAACUUGCAUUCACCAUCUCAACUUGGAAUAAAGCAUUUUAGAGGCUACAAGAUUAAUGAAAAUAUAGUAUCCCCCAUUCGAAAUCGAAAUUCAGAAAGUCCGCUUUCAAAAACACAUUUGUUUGGUCAAGCUACUAAGCUACGAAAAACCAAUACACCAAUAAUACAUUCAUCAAUUGAAAAUGUACAACCUGGGUUAAAUCAAGCUGAUUUUGACAAUGAUGUAUUUGAUAGCCCGUCAAAGAAUAGAAAACUGUCCAAUUCUCACCAAUCAUCAAUAAUAAUGUACCAAGGAAGUCCGAAAUUGACAAAUACGAACACGGAUACGAAUACGAAUACGAAUACGAAUACGAAUAAGAAUAAGAAUAAGAAUGUUGCCACUACCCCAUUUGAUGAUAAGGAAAACAACGAUCUGUUCCGUUUUGUCAAGCCUUUGCAAACAGCAUUUUUGUCCAAUGGGUUAUUGAAGAAGAAUAUGGUCCAACAUACAAUAACAAAACCACCACCUGAAACUCCAAUGAAGAGGAACCCUUUAACCAUGAUCAAUACCAAUAAACCUUUACAUCUACGAUUUGAUCACGAUAAUGUGAACUUAUCACAUAUAAUUGAGCAAGAGGAACACGAUAGAUCAAUUGAAGUAGGGAGAGAUAAUGGUGUUGAUGAUACUUUGAAUUUGAGCGACAUUGAAAGGUCACAGUUCAAGAUUAUUCCUUCCCUGGCAGAGCCAAACAAGAAUGAUAUGCAACAGCACCAAGAUUUGGAAGUGAUAUUUACUUCCGAUAUAGAAUUGGAUGACGAAGGGUCAAUGAUUCCAGAAACGCCAACAAAGAAACAUUUUGCUCAAACACACCAUCAUCAGUCAGUUACGGCUCCAGCCCCACCGGUACCAUCGACAACGACUAAACAGACACUAUCAAUGAAGCUUGGCAAACUUGACAAGCUACAGUUAAAUUCUGGACCUAAAGGCUUCAAGUUUGGUGCACCCUCAACACCAAUCCACUGGGGAUUUGGCGAUGAGAAAGAUCCCAUUUUGAAAGAUAAUCCAGUGGAAUUACCUCCAUUGAAUGAAAGUGAUCAAUUAAAAUUGAGCCAUCAUCUGUAUUUAAGCACUUAUCCCGCCAAAAUAGAUGAGCAUUUGAUUAACAAGUUUGGCAUGAAGAAUCUAAAGUAUAUUGGACAUGGUGAGUUUAGUAUAUGUUUUGAGUGUGUAUUCAAUGAGGAUAAAUUUGCCAUCAAGAGAACUAAAAAGCCAGUUAUUGGUAAAUUAGAUAAACAAACUAUAAUGAGAGAGAUUGAUGCAUUGAGAACUCUUUCAAGUAUCAAGGAUAAUGAAGAUGAAAAUUUGGCAGAAGAACAGCAAGGGAAAGAAAAUUUGGUUUAUUUCAUUGAAGCUUGGGAUUUUGAUAAUUACUAUUACAUCAUGACGGAAUAUUGCGAAGGUGGUACUCUUUAUGAUUUUUUGGAAGAUAAUAAACAUUACAAGAUCGAUGAAUUUAGGAUAUGGAAAAUGAUUAUAGAAUUAGCCAAUGGAUUACGAUUCAUUCACCUGAGGAAUUAUCUACAUCUUGAUUUAAAACCAGCAAAUAUUUUCAUCACAUUUGAAGGAUAUUUAAAAAUUGGUGAUUUCGGCCUAGCUACAAAAUUACCCAUUUUGGAAAAAGAUUUUGAUUUAGAAGGUGAUCGAAAUUAUAUUGCACCUGAAUUAAUUGAUGAUAAGAUAUACACACCGUUUGCUGAUAUUUUCAGUCUUGGUUUAAUUAUAUUGGAAAUUGCGGCAAAUAUAAUCUUGCCUGAUAACGGAACACCAUGGAGGAAAUUACGAAGUGGUGAUUUGAGUGAUGCUGGUCAAUUAUCAAGUGAUAAUAUUUCCAUGUUUUUACAACAUAAACCAGAGACUAGUAGUUCAUCAAAUACGAAUUUCAGCUCUUCGGCUCAUUCAUUAUCAUUGAAUCCACAUUUCAAAUCAAGAUCUACAAUUGAACAUAAUGAUGAUACUAUCGGGGCUCAUGAUUUGAUUCCUUCUUGGGCUCCACCUUUUUUGGUUGGAGAAUCAAAUGCAUUGGAUGCUUUGGUGAACAAGAUGUUGAAACCUACUCCAUUUGAUAGACCUAGUGCUAGUUCAAUUUUGGAAAUGGAUGAAUGUGUCUUGAUUGAAAAUAGAAGGAAGUGUGGUGCUACGAUUUUCGAAGGUGAAUUUGGAAGUCCACCCGAUGAUGAAACCCAAUAA
Messenger RNA from Lodderomyces orthopsilosis Co 90-125, 3132 nucleotides. It is a transcript of the gene SWE1, whose product is annotated as tyrosine protein kinase. The transcript has a single exon. Lineage: Eukaryota; Fungi; Ascomycota; Pichiomycetes; Serinales; Debaryomycetaceae. Bases 1 to 3132 code for a protein of 1043 amino acids. Gene Ontology annotation, molecular function: protein kinase activity; ATP binding. The record is from RefSeq and is a predicted model, not a curated record. Gene Ontology annotation, biological process: protein phosphorylation.